Papaver somniferum (opium poppy) is the source of this 410-nucleotide messenger RNA. RefSeq lists its product as uncharacterized. The transcript has 2 exons. Bases 30 to 374 code for a protein of 114 amino acids. The record is from RefSeq and is a predicted model, not a curated record. NCBI's taxonomy places the organism in Eukaryota, Viridiplantae, Streptophyta, Magnoliopsida, Ranunculales, Papaveraceae.
UCUUCGUUUUUUUGUUUUUUUUGGUGAGUAUGGGGAGAAGAAGGAAUUCACCAGUGAAUGAAUUGUUUGGAUGGAUAAGAAAACAAUCAAUGAAAGUGAAGAUAUUCUUAGGAGUGGUUACUGCAAUAUUGUCAUUAGUUGGUUUGAAAUACUCGGUGAAAGAUCAUAACCAUUUCUUUGUUGCUUCUGAAGCUGUUCAUGCUGCUGGGAUUUUUGUUUUGGUUUAUAAACUCAUCACUAAAAAGACUUGUUCAGGGCUGGCCAAACUUGAUCCCCGUGUUGAAGCUGAAAGAGACAUCUGCUUACUGCAAAGCGAAUUAGGUCCAGAGUCAACUCCAGUUCCAGAAUCGGUUUCACGAUGUAUUAAGUUUUGAUUUUCUUCCUUGAUGUUGGCAUCUACAACUUUAAGU